Penicillium manginii is the source of this 1632-nucleotide messenger RNA. RefSeq lists its product as uncharacterized. The annotation marks the transcript as partial. The record is from RefSeq and is a predicted model, not a curated record. The transcript is spliced from 3 exons. NCBI's taxonomy places the organism in Eukaryota, Fungi, Ascomycota, Eurotiomycetes, Eurotiales, Aspergillaceae. Gene Ontology annotation, cellular component: nucleus. Gene Ontology annotation, biological process: regulation of transcription by RNA polymerase II.
GCGCCGUAUGCGCCCGGUCCUGCCUUCAUGACCGACCUCUACGAUUCGGACGAUGCCAUGAACCGCUCGCCUCCACCAGUGGCGGUGUGCCCCAAGUAUGAGCCCGACGAUGCCCGGCCCCCAUUCGUCCCUCUGUCCGACGAUGUCACCGAGAAAGGCGACAAGGGAACGCCAGAACGUUCCCGUAAGCCGCACCAGCCGGAAACCCAGACUCACACCCGUUACGGCGACUCGGUGCUGAUCAACUUUCUAGCUCCAGGCCGUCCCGAUAUCGCGGCCUUUGAGCGCGACAAUUCCUUGACCGAUUGUUUCAGGAAGAACCGGAGUCCAGUCGAUACGAAACCAUUGGAUGGUCCCGGAGGAUUGGUUUCCAAACCUAUUGAACCGCCGAAGCCGACUCCCGCUGAACCCGUGAGUCUCAAGGAAGAGGAACCUCGCGAUAGAGUCUCGGGAACACAACCUAGGAGGGACCUUGAGCGACCGUUAUCACCUGGGCAUAAGCUCCCCGCUCCAUUACCCCGGCUGGCACCGUCCGUAGAUAUCCCUCGCCCUCUCGACUUCCAGUCUCCAGCACAACGCCCGCAUCGUCUGAGCGUCUCCACCCUCACGCAUCCAGAUCGAAAACUUUCGCUUGACCACCAUCCUCUCAGUGACCUCAAACAAUCUCCCGAUCUGAAGAAUCGCAUCUCCCUCCCGUCUUUACAGUCGCUCUCACCUCCGUCGUCAUGCGCUGCAACAUCCCCAGACAACGGCGGCACUAGCAAUGGCAACACCCAGGUGCUUCCAUCUAUUCAAUCCGCACUCAGCGGACUAUCCUCGAGCGAUUUCCCCCCAGCACGACUCAAUGGCAUCUCGCCUUACUCCUACCCGCCCUCCUCAUCGUCGCAAAAUGAUUCACCCCAUGAUCGCCAAAUGACAAGACAAUUCUUCCCGCCAUCACAGAUGCCCACUCCCUACUCUCAUUUUUCCCCCGUGAGUGUCAAGGAUGCAUCAAAUAAUCCGUCUCCGGCGACGUCGUCAUAUUGGAGACCUCCACUACCCGCACCUCCACCCCCACCACCACCACCUCCAUCACAGCCUGCGGAUACCCCACACCAUGCGCCCACUCCAUAUGAUAUGUCUCCUAUGACAGCGAAGAGUCCAGCAACGAGCUACCCAACACCGACCGAACAGAUUGCUCCAACUCCACCAUCCGGUGAGCGAGCUGCAUUCAAUGCCGCACCGCAACCCCCCAAUGGGAUUACUGUGCCCGGUAGCUACAAAUGCACACAUCCUGAUUGCACGGCAGCACCUUUCCAGACGCAAUAUCUCCUCAAUUCCCAUGCCAAUGUCCACUCGCAAGACCGGCCGCAUUUCUGUCCUGUCGAUGGGUGCCCUCGUGGUCUCGGUGGGAAAGGCUUCAAACGCAAGAAUGAGAUGAUGCGACAUGGUCUGGUACACAACUCUCCGGGCUACGUCUGUCCCUUCUGCCCCGAUCAACAGCAUAAAUAUCCCCGUCCAGACAAUCUUCAACGACAUGUCCGUGUUCACCACGUCGAUAAAAAUAAAGACGACCCUAUCCUCCGCCAAGUCCUCGCACAACGCCCGAUAGGUAGUUCGCGAGGUCGACGGCGGAGAAUGAAUUCGGGAUAA